AAAUUAGUGCUUCACAAACUGCAAGAAAUGAUCAACGGUUAAAAAUGGAGGAAGAUAAAUUUAACGCAAGAGAUUCUCAACUUACAUUAACUCCUUCAGCAGCUGCCCAGCCAACUGCCCAGGAUGUUGUCAUGGAAGAAGCUAAUAGUGAAAAAGAUAACAAGGUGAUAACAGACUCUGCAGUUGCUGUGAAUGAAUUGUUAGAUGAAUUAAGUGGCCUUGUUGAUGACUAUAUAAAAAUCUUUAAACCAAUUGAUUCAGCGGAAUGGAAUCAAGUUCUUACAGAAAUUGACGCGUUUUUGGAGGCUGAAAAGAAGCUUACACCCCUUUCUCCUGAAGGCCAUUUCUUACCCAUCGCGCGUCGUCUUCAAAUAGAAAGAAGUCCUAGGCUUGAAAAAGAUGGGACACCUAGAUUAAAACUUCAAGAAGCAAUUUUAAUCAUUAUUGUUUUAAAUGUUUCUGGUUGCUUGAUAAUAAAUGUUAAACAUGUGAUAUAUUAUUAUUUAGAACGCGAACCAGCUCCUCCGAAGGGUGCGCCGCCCAAAACACCAGGUGUUGAAAAUUCUGUGGGUAAUGAAAGGGUAUUGAGCAAAGAUGAUACGUCGACUGAUGAACAAUCAAAUAUAAAUACACCAGCGGAUAAAUCAGCAUCACGAAGAAUGAACCCUCAUAAAUAUUUGUUGCAUAAACCGACUUUCAGUCAACUAAUGGUUUAUAUCUCCACAGCAUUCAAGGAAAUUAAUGAGAAUUCCGCCUUACUAUUAUAUCUUUCGGCAGACGGUACUAAACACGCCAGUGUUAAUGGUGAACAUAAUUUAUCCAAUGGAUAUAUGGGUGGUGUUGCAACAAAUUCUCGCAAACCUGCUGACAAAGCCGACGGAUCUGAUAGUGGAUUAAUUAAUUGUUUACAUCCAAAUGAUUUAGUACCAUUUACUCGAAAACCAUUGUGUAUUAUAGUUGAUAGUAAUAAUAGCACGGCUUUUGCGAAUUUUCCUAAGGUCUUCAACCAACCAUUUCUUUGUCUCAUGUCUCCUGUUGAAUAUCCGUCAUCCAUUCCUGGUACAAUGUCGAUAAAGAUUUACUAUCGAAUAGAUAAAAUCGAAAAAUCGUUGAAACGAUUUUUACAAGAUGAUUUCCUUCGCCAAUUUCUGGUACGAUUCGUUUUAUGCAGUGCACUUUUGAAAGCACAUAACAGUUUUCAAAAUGAAAAGCAUUUCCCAUCUUCAUGUCCACCAUUACCUUAUACUUUAUUUGAUUCACCUAAUUUACUAGCUAAACUGAGUCAAAUUACAAAAGAAGCCCAGGUUGAAUCAUUAUAUUCAUUCCCUACAUUGGUGGUUGAAGUAAAUGAGGGAGAUUUGUCCCCUGAUGACAAUAAUAUUUAA
Racocetra fulgida is the source of this 1385-nucleotide messenger RNA. Lineage: Eukaryota; Fungi; Glomeromycota; Glomeromycetes; Diversisporales; Gigasporaceae. The record is from the annotation of a GenBank genome assembly.